CAGGGCAGUGAAGACACAUACUUUCCUCUUCUACACCAAGCUGAAUAACUGACCUUAGCACCUUCUUGUGCUGCAGCUAUGGCUACUUCCUUCAUGCAGAGCUCUUCUUCUACCUAUGGUGGUGGCUUUGGGGGUGGUGGAAGCAGCAGCUCUCGCCUUUCCUCAGUCCGAACAGGAGGAACCUGCCGAGCUCCAAGCAUACAUGGGGGAUCUGGUGGCAGGGGUGUCUCCAUCUCUUCAGCUAGGUAUGUCUCCUCUGUAGGAGGUGGGUAUGGUGGUGGUUUGUGUUCUGGUUUUGGCAGUGGUUAUGGAGGAGGCUACUCUGGCUUUGGUGGUGGUGCAGCCUAUGGCUUUGGUGGAGGAGCUGGCUUUGGUGGAGGUUUUGAAGUUGGUGGUGGCUUUGGUGGUGGUGAUGGCCUUCUCUCUGGAAAUGAAAAGAUAACUAUGCAAAAUCUGAAUGACCGUCUGGCUUCGUACCUGGACAAGGUACGAGCACUGGAAGCGGCAAAUUCCGAUUUAGAAAUUAAAAUCCGAGACUGGUAUCAGAAGCAAGCUCCCACCAGCCCAGCCCGGGACUACAGUAAUUAUUACAAGAUAAUUGAAGAUCUCCGAGACAAGAUCCUUGCAGCUACGAUUGACAAUUCCAGAGUCAUUCUGGAGAUUGACAAUGCCAGGCUGGCUGCAGAUGACUUCAGACUGAAAUAUGAGAAUGAGUUGUUCCUGCGCCAGAGCGUAGAGUCUGACAUCAACGGCCUGCGCAGAGUCCUGGAUGAGCUGACUCUGUCCAGAGCUGACCUGGAGAUGCAGAUUGAAACACUGAAGGAGGAGCUGGCUUAUCUAAAGAAGAACCAUGAGGAGGAAAUGAAAGAGUAUUCAAAUCAGCUAAGUGGAACAGUCAACGUGGAAAUGGAUGCGGCUCCUGGCAUCGACCUGACCAGAAUUCUCUCCGAGAUGAGGGAACAGUAUGAAGCUCUGGCUGAGAAGAACCGUAAAGAUGCUGAGGCCUGGUUCUUCACUCAGACUGAUGAGCUGAACCGUGAAGUAGCCACCCAUACACAACAGAUACAGACCGGCAAAUCAGAGAUCACAGAACUGAGACGCACGCUCCAGGGCCUGGAGAUUGAGCUCCAGUCGCAGCUCAGCAUGAAAGCUGGACUGGAAGCCAGCCUGAGAGAUACAGAAGGACGAUACUGCGCACAGCUGGCACAGAUUCAGGCCCUCAUCACCAGUGUUGAGGAACAACUGAGUGAACUUCGAUGCGACAUGGAGCGUCAGAACCAGGAGUACAGAAUGCUCAUGGACAUCAAAAGUCGCCUGGAGCAGGAAAUCGCCACGUACCGCCAGUUGCUGGAGGGCCAGGACUCUCAGAUGUCAGGAGUGAACCCUAAGGAUGCACCUCUGAGCAGUGGAAGAGUUCGCAUGGGCAUGGAAGAUGGUGGAAAACCUGUUUCUACUCAUGAAAGGAGAUUCCAGUAAAGAAAUACUGAAUCCCUUCGUGCAUAUGACACCAUAUAAAACCAGUGCAGACUACACAUUCACUAAUGCUAGGAGAAAUAUCCUUUUACUUUCGCCAAAUCACAAGAAUGUAAUCCAAGAAUGUGCAACAGCUUGAUGUCUUUCCUUAAAUAUGCUCUCCCUUUUCACACAAUCAUUUGGCUCUAUGGGUCAGAGAUGGCAACCUUGUUUUCUGCCAGUAGCUAUAUAGUUUCCUUAUGAAAGAACCUACAUAAUAAAGUUUCUGUUCUGCUCGUGCAAAUAUGUCCAGUCUAAUGUUGUUUUUUUGAAGUCGGUAUGGCAUUGCCAUACACAUGACCAUACACCCGUCCUAACACAGUGCUUCCUAUAACCCAAAACA
Messenger RNA from Aquila chrysaetos chrysaetos, 1855 nucleotides. Its product is annotated as keratin, type I cytoskeletal 15-like. Gene Ontology annotation, molecular function: structural molecule activity. The record is from RefSeq and is a predicted model, not a curated record. Lineage: Eukaryota; Metazoa; Chordata; Aves; Accipitriformes; Accipitridae. The transcript is spliced from 8 exons. The coding region runs from base 79 to 1476 and encodes 465 amino acids.